GAUUGAAGGCUUUGGCACCUAUAACUUCCCCACCGACACCCGCUACGAGGGGGAGAUGAAGGAUGGAAUGUGUCAUGGCAAAGGUACACUGUUCUUUCCCAAUGGCAGUCGUUAUGAUGCUACCUGGGAAAAUGGUAUUGCCGUUCAGGGAAAGUACACAUUUGCUGAUGGUUUGGUGUACGAGGAAGAAGAUUGGAAGUACUGUGAUGGAUACGACAGAAGGUUCUACACAGAAAUCAUCGGGAGCCUAAUGCCAGCCG
Candidula unifasciata is the source of this 260-nucleotide messenger RNA. The record is from the annotation of a GenBank genome assembly. Lineage: Eukaryota; Metazoa; Mollusca; Gastropoda; Stylommatophora; Geomitridae.